AUGUCGUACCUGAAGCAGCCGCACUUUGGGGGCGUCCCCGGGCUGGGCCUGGAGCUGCUGCCCCCCCCCGUGGGGUACCCGGGCACCCCCCGCAAGCAGCGCCGGGAGCGCACGACGUUCACCCGGGCACAGCUGGACGUGCUGGAGGCGCUGUUCGCCAAAACCCGGUACCCGGACAUCUUCAUGCGCGAGGAGGUGGCGCUCAAAAUCAACUUACCUGAGUCACGGGUGCAGGUGUGGUUCAAGAACCGCCGCGCCAAGUGCCGCCAGCAGCAGCAGCAGCAGCAGCAGCAAACCCAGGGCGGCUCGGGCCCCCCCAAGCCUCGCCCACCCCCCAAAAAGAAACCCUCCCCCCCCCAGGACCCCCCGCCCCUCCCCCGUUCGCCCCCCAGACCCCGCCCCCGCCCCCGCCCCCCCCCCGUGUCCAUCUGGAGCCCCGCCCUGUCCCCGCCCCCCCCGCUCUGUGACCCCUCCUCCUGCGGGGUGGGGUCCCCGCCCCCCCCUUUCCGCCCCUUCCCCCCCUCGGGGGGCUUCGCCCAGGGGGGGUUCCCCGCCUACUUCGGGUGCUGGAGCGGGUAG
Agelaius phoeniceus (red-winged blackbird) is the source of this 579-nucleotide messenger RNA. The record is from RefSeq and is a predicted model, not a curated record. NCBI's taxonomy places the organism in Eukaryota, Metazoa, Chordata, Aves, Passeriformes, Icteridae.